ACUCGUGACCUGUUCGUGCCUGAAGCAUUACCCCCUUUGUUUGCUAUAGUUCGCCGAGCUACUAUAUUCGAUGUCGUGACAUUUCCCCCGUCCCGGGUUGCCGUAUAGGGCUCGGUCUGUGAAUGUUAUAAAAGUCAUCAGCCUGUCCGGCGACUUUUGGGAUUACUGUUUGUUUCGCCAGCCAAGCAUCACUCGUUCCAAAUCCCCUCAACCAAGUCCAACCGCCCAAGAUGAAGGUCACCGCCCUCCUCACCCUCCUGCCCCUGUCCUCCGCCAAAAUCCUCUGGGACGGCCGCUUCAACGACUUCAACUCCUCUUCCGAUCUCAACAAGUGGUCCUGGUCCAACCAAGUCGGACCCUACCAGUACUACAUCCACGGCUCUGGCGACGUGACCAAAUACGUGAACCUCUCGCCGUCCUACAAGAACCCGGCCGACACGGCGUCGAAGCAGGGCGUGAAGAUCACGCUCGACAGCACGGCCUACUGGAACGGCCAGAACAUGCGGCGCACUGAGCUCAUCCCGCAGACAAAGGCCGCCAUCAACUCGGGCAAGGUGUGGUACCACUUCAGCAUCUCCCGCAAGGACACCAACGCGCCGAGCAUCUUCCGUGAGCACCAGAUUGCGUUUUUCGAGAGCCACUUCACUGAGCUCAAGAGCGGGUGGAUUAGUGGCGAGUCGGCGACGAACAACACGAAUCUGCAGUUUAUGGUGCAGCAGAAGAGUCUGUGGAAGACGGAGUGGAAGCCGGAUGUGUGGCACAAUGUCGCCUAUGAGAUUAACUUCUCCAGCGGAAGCGUCGGUUUCUGGCACUCAGAGGGCAAUGCCCCUCUCCAGCAGGUCGUGGCUCCCAUCUCUGCUUCGACGUCGUCCAACGGCGCGGACUGGCAUCUGGGCGUUCUCGAGCUUCCCCGCGAUGGUUAUGCCGACACCAACGAGGACUUCUACUUCUCUGGCGUCUAUGUUGAGGAUACUGCUAUCACGACCUCUGUCACUGGACCUGCCGCCUAGGGGAAAUCUCAACUCAUUUAGAGAGUAGGAGUAGAAGCAGGCUCAAGGGAAGGUCAGGCAAGACGGCAACAUCGUACAUACUUAACCCAUUCUUCAGUACAUAUCACUCAUUCACGUUCAUGCAUAUAAGAUUGAGAACCCGGCAUAUCUUGUUU
Molecule: messenger RNA, 1165 nt
Organism: Colletotrichum acutatum
Lineage: Eukaryota; Fungi; Ascomycota; Sordariomycetes; Glomerellales; Glomerellaceae
Exons: 3
Coding region: 231-1010 (259 amino acids)
Source: RefSeq, a predicted model, not a curated record